Molecule: messenger RNA, 1763 nt
Organism: Parasteatoda tepidariorum (common house spider)
Lineage: Eukaryota; Metazoa; Arthropoda; Arachnida; Araneae; Theridiidae
Gene: Pgd
Product: phosphogluconate dehydrogenase
Biological process (GO): pentose-phosphate shunt
Molecular function (GO): NADP binding; phosphogluconate dehydrogenase (decarboxylating) activity
Source: RefSeq, a predicted model, not a curated record
AUAAUUUUUUCAAUCACAUCACCUGAGUGCAAGAUAUAUGUUUUAUCCUUUCUACUCUAUUUGGAAUUUUGCCAAUCGUUAAUUUCCCGUGCGGAUUUACCGGUAAAUUAAGUUAUUGAUAAGAAUAUAUUUCAGCAGACUUAUAGUUUCAAAAGUAAAUUUUUCACACAAUGUCAUCAAAUCAGCAAACAGCUGACAUAGCCUUGAUUGGCCUUGCAGUUAUGGGUCAAAAUCUUAUACUCAAUAUGAACGAUCAUGGCUUUGUAGUUUGUGCCUAUAAUCGAACUGUUGAUAAAGUUGAAAAGUUUUUGAAUAAUGAAGCCAAAGGAACAAAAGUGAUUGGUGCUCGUUCUAUUGAAGAAAUGGUUGCAAAACUAAAAAAGCCCAGAAGAAUUAUGCUUCUUGUUAAAGCCGGUGAUGCAGUUGAUGCAUUUAUCAAACAACUAGUUCCCUUACUUGAGCCUGGUGAUAUUAUUAUUGAUGGCGGAAACUCAGAAUAUACAGACUCUACCAGACGCUGCAAGUUUCUCAAAGAAAAAGGUUUACUCUUUGUUGGCUCUGGUGUUAGUGGCGGAGAAGAUGGUGCUAGAUAUGGACCUUCAUUAAUGCCUGGCGGCGCAAUAGAAGCUUGGCCCCACAUUAAAAAUAUUUUCCAAAGCAUAGCUGCCAAAGUAGAUGGAGAACCUUGUUGCGACUGGGUAGGAGAUGAAGGUUCUGGUCAUUUUGUAAAAAUGGUUCAUAAUGGUAUAGAAUAUGGUGAUAUGCAACUUAUUUGUGAAGCUUACCAUUUGUUGAAAGAUGCCCUUCGUCUUGACCAUGAUGAAAUGAGUAAAAUAUUUACAGAGUGGAACAAAGGUGAAUUGGACUCUUUCUUAAUUGAAAUCACGAGUGAUAUCCUAAAAUUUAAGAAAGACGGGGAACCAUUAGUUACUAAAAUAAGAGAUUCUGCUGGCCAGAAAGGUACUGGUAAAUGGACUGCCAUUUCUGCUUUAGAUUAUGGUCAACCUGUAACAUUAAUAGGUGAAGCAGUCUUUGCUAGAUGUCUGUCAUCCUUGAAAGAUGAAAGGGUUAAAGCCAGCAAAUAUUUGAAAGGUCCAGCUGGAGUUAAAUACCAAGGGAACAAAAAGGAAUUUAUUGAACACAUACGAAAGGCUUUGUAUGCGUCAAAAAUAGUAUCUUAUGCACAAGGUUUCAUGCUUCUUCGGGAAGCAGCAAAAGUAUUUAAUUGGAAAUUAAAUUAUGGUGCUAUCGCUUUGAUGUGGAGAGGUGGCUGCAUUAUUAGGAGUGUUUUCCUUGGAAAUAUCAAAGCUGCUUUUGAUAAAAAUCCUGAUUUGUCAAAUCUUCUAAUGGAUCAAUUUUUCUGUGAUGCAAUUGAUAAUUGCCAGGAAUCAUGGCGCCAUGUUGUGGCUACAGCUGUUACUCUGGGAAUCCCAACUCCUGCAUUUAGCACUGCUUUGGCUUUUUAUGAUGGAUUCCGGUCAGAAGUGUUACCAGCGAACCUCAUUCAGGCCCAAAGAGACUAUUUUGGUGCACACACAUAUGAACUUCUCAGUGACCCUGGAAAAUUCAUUCAUACUAAUUGGACGGGCCAUGGAGGAAAUGUUUCAUCAACUGCUUACAAUGCAUAAUCAAACUGUGUUUCGCUGAUCAAAGUUAUAUAUUUUUAUGCUGAUUAUUUGUUGCAAAUUAUGAUAUACAUUUGGAUAAUCUAUUUAUGCUAUUUGCAAUUUUGUUAUGUAAAAUAAAUGUUUUAUUGUUUGUUU